AUGAACGGCGAUACCUACUCAUCCAGAGACCGAGGCGACAGAGCCGAGCGAGGCACCGAACGUGGAGCUGAACGGGGAGCUGAACGAGGAGCUGAACGGGGAGCUGAACGCGGAGCUGAACGCGGAGCCGAACGUGGAGCCGAACGAGGCGAUCGGGCUGAUCGCGGUGAGAGACGCCGGUCUCGCUCACCUCACCAUGGAUCCCGGGGCGACUCCCGUCGGGAGCGCGAGGUGAACACCUACUCGAGCAGCCGCGAUUACCGUGCCCGUGAGCGCGAAGACCGCUACUCUGGCCGCCGUGAUGAUCGAGAGUGGGACCGAGGUGACCGCGCUGAACGCAGCGGUGGUGACCGUGGUGAUCGCCGACGACGCGAUUUCGACGACAGACCUCGCCGAGACUUGUUUGAUGACAGACGUGGUGGGCGUGGAGGUGGUGAACGUGGAGGUGGUGACCGUGGUGAUCGGGGAGACCGUGGAGACCGCGAGAGAAGAGAGCGCAAGCGCAGCGCCACGCCCCCGCGGCGCAAGGAGCCUACUCCUGAUCUGACAGAUGUGCCUUCAGUGUUGACCCGCAAGCGCCGUUUGACUCAGUGGGAUAUCAAGCCUCCUGGAUACGAGAAUGUUACGGCCGAACAAGCAAAGCUCUCAGGGAUGUUCCCUCUUCCCGGAGCUCCACGUCAACAGCCGCUGGACCCAAGCCGUAUGAAGGACCUGUUGAACCCUCCCACCGGUGAUAGCGACAAUGCUGCUCUCAAGCCGUCCAACUCCCGCCAGUCCAAGCGCCUUUUCGCUCACAACAUUCCCUCCGGCGUCUCGGGUGAUGCAGUCAUUGCCUUCUUCAACCUUCAAUUGAAUGGUCUCAACGUUAUUCACAGUGUCGACCCCUGCAUCUCCGCCCAGAUUUCCGAAGAUAAAACAUUUGCGCUCUUGGAGUUCAAGGAGCCGAACGACGCAACGGUUGCGCUGGCUUUCGAUGGAAUUAGCAUGCCAGAGAGUGGCGACAAGGGGCUUGAAGUGCGACGACCAAAGGACUACAUUGUGCCCAACGGUAGCGCAGACCAGCAACUCCAGGAGGGUGUUGUGCUGGGCGAGGUCCCUGAUUCCCCUAACAAGAUCUGCGUUUCUAAUAUCCCUUCAUACAUCCCCGAGGACCCUGUCACAAUGCUUCUGAAGUCAUUCGGCGAGUUGAAGUCAUUUGUUUUGGUGAAGGAUGCUGCUACAGAUGAGUCUCGGGGAAUUGCUUUCUGUGAAUACGCCGACCCCGCCGCCACGCCCAUUGCCGUUGAAGGAUUGAACGGUAUGGAGCUGGGCGACCGCCACCUCAAGGUUGUCCGCGCCAGCAUUGGAACCACUCAAGCUUCCGGUCUGGAUAUGGGAGUCAACGCCAUGCAGAUGUUUGCCAAGACCACCUCCCAGGAUCUUGAGACUACUCAGGUUCUGCAGCUCCUCAACAUGGUCACUCUUGACGAGCUUCUUAAUGACGAAGACUAUGAAGAGAUCCUGGAAGAUGUUGGCGAAGAAUGCGCCAAAUUCGGAAACCUCAUAGGAAUCAAGAUCCCUCGCCGCGGACACGGCGCUGGAAAGAUUUACAUCAAAUACGAUACCACCGAGUCAGCCACCAACGCUCUCAAGGCGCUGGCUGGACGCAAGUUCUCGGAUCGCACUGUUGUUGCCUCCUACUUCGGGGUUGAGAACUUCGACACCGAAGCCUGGUAG
Molecule: messenger RNA, 1716 nt
Organism: Penicillium paradoxum
Lineage: Eukaryota; Fungi; Ascomycota; Eurotiomycetes; Eurotiales; Aspergillaceae
Product: splicing factor u2af large subunit
Exons: 4
Coding region: 1-1716 (571 amino acids)
Biological process (GO): mRNA processing
Cellular component (GO): U2-type prespliceosome; nuclear speck; U2AF complex
Molecular function (GO): poly-pyrimidine tract binding; pre-mRNA 3'-splice site binding
Source: RefSeq, a predicted model, not a curated record